Molecule: messenger RNA, 1113 nt
Organism: Arachis ipaensis
Lineage: Eukaryota; Viridiplantae; Streptophyta; Magnoliopsida; Fabales; Fabaceae
Source: RefSeq, a predicted model, not a curated record
AUGGAAAAUGGAAAGUGUAUAAGACACUUUCCAAAGAGAUUUGUUAAUAGUACAACUGUUGAUGAAGAUGGUUAUCCUAUUUACAAGCAAAGAGAGGAUGGAAAGACAAUAAGUAAAUCAGGUGUUGAGCUUGACAACCGAUAUGUUGUCCCACACAAUAGGAAGCUUUUACUGAAGUAUGGCGCACACAUUAAUGUUGAGUGGUGCAACCAAUCAAGAUUGAUCAAGUAUUUAUUCAAAUAUGUAAACAAAGGAAAUGACCGUGUGACUGCUUCAUUUUAUAAGAGUGCCACAGCAAAUUCAGACAAGGAUGGAUGUGAUGAAGUUAGGGAGCAACCGAUGGUUUUCCAAGACCACGAAAACCUAGCUGAUGUCGCUAAGAAAGCUUCCGUAAAAGAAUUUAUGUUUCUGGGAUGGUUUGAAGCAAAUAAGAAGUACAAUGAAGCUUGCUCUUUGACAUAUGCGGAAUUUCCAUCGAAAUUUGUGUGGAAGCCUGCUCCAAGAAAAUGGUAUCCACGGAAAUCUCAUUCGGUUAUUAGACGAAUUUUUUUCGUUCCACCGGGAUCAGGUGAAAUAUACUAUCUAAGAUUACUUCUGAACUUUGUUAGGGGCCCUACUAGCUAUGAAGAGAUUAGAACUAUUGAUGGUGUUCUCUACUCCACAUUCAGAGAUGCAUGUUAUGCACAAGGCCUAUUGGAUGAUGAUAAGGAAUAUAUCGAUGCUAUAGAAGAAGCAAGCCAUUGGGGGUCUGGAGAGUAUCUAAGAAAGCUAUUCGCAACACUAUUGUUUUCUAAUUCGAUGAAUAGGCCAGAACAUGUAUGGGAGAGGACAUGGAGAAUCCUAUCUGACGAUGUUCUAUUCAGACAAAGGGCAUUACUUGACAAUCAAGACUUACACAUGACUAAUCAAGAACUAAGGGAGUUGACUCUAAUCGAUAUCGAGAACAUACUCAGAGGGUACAACAAAAGUUUGAGAGAUGUCCCUUCGAUGCCAUUCCCAGAUAUGGAUAUAUGUGAACAACAGUUGAUGAACACUGGUGUAAAUAGGCUGAUUUGUGACGAGUUUCGGUACGAUAGGCGUAAAUUGACUAUAGAACAUGCAGAUUAUAUGUAG